This is a messenger RNA of Ilyonectria robusta, 1783 nucleotides long. Its product is annotated as glycosyl hydrolase. The transcript is spliced from 2 exons. The record is from RefSeq and is a predicted model, not a curated record. Lineage: Eukaryota; Fungi; Ascomycota; Sordariomycetes; Hypocreales; Nectriaceae. The coding region runs from base 1 to 1734 and encodes 577 amino acids.
AUGACUUUCUGUCCAAACCAACACGGAGACUCAACCUCUGGCCAAGCUCCUCAGUUCCACAACUCAGCUCGUCACGCGGCCGCUGACCCUCACGUCAUUUACGACUCCAGCAGUGGUUUGUAUUGUGCGUAUUCCACCGAAGGCGCUGAUGAGGGGAGUGUAUUCGCUAUAUACAGCAGCCCUGAUCUUUCCACGUGGCACAAGCACCCAGGUGGCGUGCUCAAAGCCUGCUACGAUGAUCUCAUGCAGACCAUAGAGGGCGGCCAGGCGUGUUGGGCCCGCGAUUGGCUCUGGGCGCCGGAGACGUAUUACAACGACAAGACGGGAUGGUACUUUUUCUUCUUUGCUGGGCGUCUACGCGAAGAUAUGACCAAGGAUUACUUCCGAUACUCCAAGUUUGAAGAGCCAUCCAAGCUUGGUGUAGCAGUGUCUCGCUCGCCAACGGGGCCGUUCAGAGAGAUUGAGUCCAAGCCGAUGGAUUACUACCCUUUCGACCCCGACUAUCACGACGUCAAUCUCAUCAUGGAUGAAGAUCAAAUGUUACCGCCACAAAGCCUCAGCAAAGGCAAGACGGCUCCUAAGGGCACAUACAUUCCCACUAUUGACCCAAACAUCUUUUUCGACACCGACGGCCGCAUCUAUCUUUACACGUCCCGGAAUGCGUACCGAAACUGGAACUGGGAUGACACGUUGGAUAAGUACAUUGAGGAAUCCAACAUCAUCGUCGUCGAACUUGAGCGGCACUGGUGGGACGAUCCAACUGCUUCCACCAUGCCAGAGAUUAUGGCCUCUGAGAUCAAUAUCCACGUCGACGAUGCCCCAAAUCUACCUUCGAAUAUUACCUCAUACAAUGGGACCGGUGAAAUCGGGCACCCGCCGCGCAAGGAUGGCUGGAAGACUGUCAUCUCGUACGGCGACGAUCCUCAAGAGUGGGAAAAUUUUCACGUCAACGACUAUCAGGCCUACAAUGGCACAAAGAAAGACCGUCGAUGGUCUGAAGGAAGCACAGUUAUCACUCGGCCGGACAGUAAAAGCGGCAAACCAGUGUACCUGCUCACCUACAGUGCCAACAACUACGAAGCAUCCAACUACGGAGUUGGCUUUGCCACUGCAGCGUCUCCAUUCGGUCCUUUCAACAAGUCAUCGCGGAACCCGAUACUCGCCCAAGCCCCCAAUGCAGAGAUACCGAUUUAUUCUACCGGGCAUGGAAGCAUCGUCGCCUCCCCUCCUCGUAAAGGUAAUGUUGGCACACAGGAUGUCACACGCCAGACCCCAGAAGGAUCAGAGCUCUUCUAUGUCCACCACGCUCGCAACUCCACGGCUAGUGCUCGAUCCAUCUACAGUACACGCAUGACACUCGAUACAGCGGGGAUUUAUGUUGGCUCUGAUGAUGCUAUGAGCAUGCACUUAACUCCACUGGACCAGCCGCUACCAAAGGGCACGUACCCGAUCCAGAUGGAAAGCAGCUGCUUAAGGAGCCGAUAUACAGGACGGCGCUUCACCGUUAGUGUCACUUCGAAGAAGAACGGCUCGUUUGAUCUACUGGAAGAUUCCAAUAGAGUUGUUGCGCUCCCUGGAGCUAAGGUAGCAACGUAUAUUGCUGCGGACGAAGAUAAAAGUGGUUCAUUUAUUCUUAAAUUCGGCGGAAGCAUCGUAAAGGAAUUAGCGUACCAGCGAUUAAGCGUGGAUGGCACUUGGUCAACUGUUGUCAGCGAUCGAGUUCAUUGCAGGUAGUCGCAAACGGGAGCGUCAUGUCUAGCCCGAAGUCUUGAUGACUUACACC